Messenger RNA from Drosophila sulfurigaster albostrigata, 801 nucleotides. RefSeq names its product putative gustatory receptor 98a. Bases 1 to 801 code for a protein of 266 amino acids. Gene Ontology annotation, biological process: sensory perception of taste. Lineage: Eukaryota; Metazoa; Arthropoda; Insecta; Diptera; Drosophilidae. The transcript has a single exon. Gene Ontology annotation, cellular component: membrane. The record is from RefSeq and is a predicted model, not a curated record.
AUGGAAUUACAGGACUGCUCGCUGCGCCUCAUGCGGCACUUUAUGUGUUGCAUAUUGCUCUUGCCACCUCGUCCACAACUGCAUCUGAAGCUGUUCUAUAGUCUGAGUAUCUUGACUUAUCUCAUCAUCAUUACACAUUGGCGCUUUGGCUUCGAGUACGAAGUGAACUAUGAUUAUAUGAAUGAUUAUUUCUCGCGAGCUGUUGAUUUGUUUAAUUUCGUCGCCUUGAUUUCGGGACAUGUGACUGUUGCCCUGGAAUUGAUCUGGAGGAAUCGCAGUGUUGUCAUCGAUCAGAAGUUUCAAGAGUUGCAAAACACUUUGCACGAGAAAUUGGGACACAAAGUGAAUGUGAAGAGAAUUCAAUUGCAUUGCAACUUGGUAUUCAGUUUUCUCUUUCUGCGAGUUAUUGUGCUGACAAUUAUGACUCUGAUGAACUUUACAACCACAAGCACCUAUUUUCUCUACGUGUUGAACUUCUAUUCGGAAAUGGUGGAAAUUCUGCGAUGCUGCGAGUUCAUUUUGCACGGAGUUCUUGUUCUGUCCAUCUAUCAGGAAUUGAACUAUGCGAGUUAUCAGUUGGUUCUGGAACUGCAGACGAAAAACAAUUUGUGUGUGGAACGCAUAUUUGUGAUGCAAGAGCUGCAUCAACUGUUGUGGCGCACACAGCGUGAGAUUGAGAAAAACUUUGAGCUGAGUAUCAUUGUGAUUAUGAUGAAGAACUUUGUGGACACCUCGGUUAUUCCUUACUGGAUGUAUGUCAGCAGAAACUUUGACAAUUUUGCACUGCAUUCAUGUGAGUAA